GUGCAUCCUGGGUAGGUCACAGUGUGGAGGACUCCAUGUGUUGUCGCCGGUGACAGAGUGGGAAGUGGAGCCCUGACCUGUAACGCGUCCCCCCGGAGAAAGCGCUCAGCCAUGUUCCCUGCCGCCCGGUGCUGCCUGAGACUGCGGGCCGCUGCCUCCUCCGCCUGCCGGCUGGAAAUAUCCGCAGCGAGACUCAUCAGGACGUCGUGUGAGUUGAGGAAUGAAGCUGUGGCCUCCCCGACCCUGGACAGUGGUCCUAAGCAGUACCCCCCCAAAAUCCAGCAGCUGGUUGAUCAGAUUGCCGCUCUGACUCUGCUCGAGGUCUCUGACCUCAACGAGCUGCUUAAGAAAACGCUAAAGAUCCCGGAUGUUGGGAUGAUGCCGGUUGGCGCGAUGAUGCCAGGAAUGGCGGCAGCACCUGCGCAGGCGGCAGAAGAGGAGGAGGCGCCGGCGAAAAAGGAGAAGAGCCACUUCACGGUGAAACUAACGGAGGUCAGCGCCGUGGACAAAGUCAAACUGAUCAAGGAAGUGAAGAACUGCGUGCAGGGGCUGAACCUGGUGCAGGCCAAGAAAAUGGUGGAGUCUCUACCUCAAGAAAUCAGGGCGAACGUUUCCAAGGAGGAAGCCGAGAAGAUAAAGGCUGCGCUGGAGGCGGCGGGGGGGAAAGUCGUGCUGGAAUAAAGCUGUCGGACUGCUUAAGACUCUCUCUUUGUGCGAGGUCGUUACCCGCGGCCCCCGUGAUGUCUUGUUCGAGGCGGGGGGGACUCGGCGGAAGCAGCGCGGAGAUGCGCUCUCCUCUUCUGGCCUCGCCUGAUGAUGUCAUGGUGGUAACACCCUCUUAGGGCGGGGCUUGGUUUGGGCACCGUGGGGCCAACCUUCCAUCCGUGGAUGUUGGCCCCCUGAAGCACUUCCCCCCGUUAUCAUUGUGUUUAAUGUCACUCUAUCUAAUCUCGUUUUAUACAUUAAACUCUUUCCCGAGGCGGCUCCCUGCGCGUUUACCUUCCGAUCGAACGUCUGUCUCUCUGUCCGUUUCUCCUGCCCCGGGCUUUACGAUGUCCGUCUGUCUGUGAAACCUGCCAUUAAAGAGCUCCGUCAUGCAGAA
Messenger RNA from Spea bombifrons (plains spadefoot toad), 1102 nucleotides. It is a transcript of the gene MRPL12, whose product is annotated as mitochondrial ribosomal protein L12. Gene Ontology annotation, cellular component: mitochondrial large ribosomal subunit; ribosome. The record is from RefSeq and is a predicted model, not a curated record. The coding region runs from base 112 to 681 and encodes 189 amino acids. NCBI's taxonomy places the organism in Eukaryota, Metazoa, Chordata, Amphibia, Anura, Pelobatidae. Gene Ontology annotation, molecular function: structural constituent of ribosome. Gene Ontology annotation, biological process: translation; mitochondrial transcription. The transcript has 5 exons.